AUGUUGGAAGCUGGGAGGCGUCACAAACCUCAGAUGGACGCAGGGGUACCGCCUCCUCCAGGAGAUGUUGCGAAUAUGGCACAAUGGUCCUUGCCAACCGAGGACUCGCGGACGAACGUGACCGAUCCUCACGUAAGACAUAUCACUCCCCAUGGCCCUCCGCCUCAGCGGCCCCCACGCCCCGACAUGCCAUCCCCGUCUGUAUACUCGGAAAGAAGCUUCCCAGAUGUGGCCCCGAGCCCCCUACAUAUUAAACGACCAGCCCCGUCAUUCUCCCAGCCUCGCAUCUCGGUUGCGACAGAGGAUCUUAUGAGACAUUCCACAGUUUCCUCGGCCGCAUCCAUGGCAUCGAUCUCUGACUUCCCGUUCCCUUCUCAACGUUUGCCUGCCGAUCCGACUCACCGAACAGUAGCAAAUCUUGCGCCUCCACCUAUGGGACGGCCGAUUAUCAAACGCAGGUCUUCUGUGUCACCUAUCCCGGAGGAAUUGUCUGACAGUAAAAACUCCUAUGGGUCAAGCAGGGUGGUUCCAUCGUGGGCCUCGGCAAAGGCCGAAUCCGAAAUUUUAGGAACCUAUCUUGACGGUGUUUCAGACGAUGACGGAGAUUCUGGCCAUGCUUCCCAUGGGAAGAAUUCCGCCCUGGUGAGACAGGCAAGUAUAGGAAAACGGGGCCAGCCUUCAGUGUGUAUGAUCCGUAGAUCUACUGCCGAGUCGCCUAUACCGCCUCCAGAGGAUCUUGCAAGAGCUAGACCUGCUACUCCCGGAGGCCGCCCCCCUCCAGCAUUCUCAAAGGAGGUUUCAACUGGUAAGGCAAAGAGAGGCUCAUUUCUGACAUCUUCAUCUUCAUCCGUGUCAUCUCAUUUCGAUCUAGACAAGGCACCGUUUGUGUUGGAUAUUGGCCCGCAAAGUUCGGACCACGCCGGCUCUGGAGCUCUUGCAAAAGAGAUGGAAGUACUCCCGAGGGCCAUGCUAACGAUGAGUGAUAAGAGACCAGGUGGCCGUAGACCACCUCCGUUGAACAUGGGCGCUGUUCGUGCCGCAGAGAAGCGGGGAAGCCUUACAAGUUUGCCUGACCUGAUCCGACGUGCCACGAAACUUGCAUCAAAUUUGGAGCAUGGGAGAACAGCGAGCAGGAACGAUCUUCUAGGUGGUGGAAUCUCCAGGCAUCCAUUUGGUCACCAACAUCGUGGGUCGGGAUCUAUCAAGGAUAUUUUGGCCUCGUUUCCCCCGCCAGCUGCAACGCCGGAGAACGGUCAUUCAUCCUGGCCUUUUUUCUUCAGGCGGUCAACCCUGCAUCAGUUGAAUUCCCGAGAAUCGGGGCCUAGGGAGGCCCAGGAGAAAGGUCAAAAGCGAUCCCGUCGUUGCUGCGGAAUGUCCCUUCGGCUGUUUGUUGUUCUCUGCGUCCUGCUCCUCAUCCUUAUCCUCAUUGCUGUUCUCGUACCCAUCUUUGUUGUCGCAGUACCGAAGCACAAGGCAAGCAGCGCUGAGACAGGAUGUGCGAAGUCCGCGCCAUGUGAAAACGGCGGUGUCAGUGUCUCGAGUGGGGAUGUCUGCUCUUGCGUCUGCGCAAAUGGCUUUACAGGUUCCCGGUGCACAAUAACUGGGGACGCCAGCUGCACCACGACUGAGAUAGAUGACGGAUCCAAAUCCCGAAACGCCACGAUGGGGAGUGAACUCCCGCGCCUAUUCGAAGACUCUCAAAAUAACUAUAGCAUCCCGCUAGACUCUCUCACCAUCAUGGCUCUCUUCAGUCAAAACGACGUUUCCUGUACUACAGAGAACGCUCUUGUGUCAUUCCGAAACGUGCCCAACAGCAAAGCCCGCCGCGCUCUCCCAAAUUCCUUAUUGCAAGAUGAACAAGAGUCAAACAGUGCACCGAUACCUACCGCCACCCCAACGAACACCCCCACGCGAACCCUUGCUGCUCGCGGCUCUACGUCUACGAUGAACGGCAUCAUAUUCGAUGGCUCGGAGCCAACAGAGGUCCACGGACGACCGACAAGCACAACAUCGUCAACAACCAGUGAGAGCCCGGUAGGGACCUCGACAGCCACGGCCACACCGACCACCAUUGUCUCCAGGGAAGCCCUGGAUUUCUCUCGAAUUGCUGUUCUCUACAUUUUUGAGAAAACCGGUACGCUUGAUGCGGCCCUGCUCUCAGAAGAAAAACUCGAAACGUACCUUAGUGGUUCGUACUUGAGCUCGAACCGCAAAUACACCAUCGAUCUUAACAAAUCGGGCGUCAAAGGAAUCUAUACCCUAAACUUUGACCAAUUUCAGAUCACGACUCCAAGUGGAGAUGUCGUGGGUGGGAAGUAA
Aspergillus alliaceus is the source of this 2319-nucleotide messenger RNA. RefSeq lists its product as uncharacterized. NCBI's taxonomy places the organism in Eukaryota, Fungi, Ascomycota, Eurotiomycetes, Eurotiales, Aspergillaceae. Bases 1 to 2319 code for a protein of 772 amino acids. The record is from RefSeq and is a predicted model, not a curated record. The transcript is spliced from 2 exons.